Messenger RNA from Chenopodium quinoa (quinoa), 2008 nucleotides. RefSeq names its product protein DETOXIFICATION 27-like. Gene Ontology annotation, cellular component: membrane. The record is from RefSeq and is a predicted model, not a curated record. Gene Ontology annotation, biological process: xenobiotic detoxification by transmembrane export across the plasma membrane. Gene Ontology annotation, molecular function: xenobiotic transmembrane transporter activity; antiporter activity. NCBI's taxonomy places the organism in Eukaryota, Viridiplantae, Streptophyta, Magnoliopsida, Caryophyllales, Amaranthaceae. The transcript has 9 exons. Bases 176 to 1645 code for a protein of 489 amino acids.
AAACAUCAAAAGAUUGAGAACACUAAAUUACAAAAUUUUGUAAUAAACGAAAAGAAGGCCACGGAACCCGCCACUUGAUUCGCAUAAACUGAUAAACUAAAUGCCCAUUUGUUGAAGCAACAAACAAAACACAAAAUUGAAGUUAGAAAAUUGACAAAAUCCCAGAUUUCAAAGUAUGAGAGAGGAGCAACAACACCCAUUGUUGCUCCACCCCAAUAACCCCAACAAUAUGGUUAAUGGAAGAAUCACAAAUACAGAUGAUUUGAUUGGAGAAGAGAGAAAGACAUGGGAAGAGCUCAAAAAGAUAUGGAAGAUUGCUGGGCCUUCCAUCUUUUGCCGUUUUGCUAUGUUUUCUCUUACUAUUAUCACUCAAUCUUUGGCUGGUCAUUUGAGUGACCUUGAUCUUGCUGCUUUUUCCAUUGCUACCACCUUUCUUAUCUCCAUUAGCUUCGGUUUCUUGAUAGGAAUGGCAACUGCAUUGGAGACAUUAUGUGGGCAAGCCUAUGGUGCUAGACAGCACCACAUGCUAGGCCUCUACGUGCAGCGCUCAUGUGUAGUUCUCUCUUUUUGUGCAAUUCUUUUGCUUCCCAUGUUCAUAUUUGCUGCACCUCUACUGAAGAUUCUUGGCCAAUCAGCUGAAGUGGCAGAACGAACUGGCUUAGUGGCAAGAUGGUUGAUCCCCAUGCACCUGAGCUUUGUAUUUCAAUUCUCAUUUCAGAGAUUCUUGCAGAGUCAACUAAAAAUGGCUAUUAUUGCUUGGUCUUCUGCUGUGGCUCUGGGAGUUCAUGCCAUUAUUAGCUGGCUUUUUGUUUAUAAGCUUGGCGUUGGUAUAAUUGGGACUGCCCUUACUCUUGAUUUUUCUUGGUGGCUCUCAGUUUUUAUAAUGUAUGGGUAUGUUCUUUAUGGUGGGUGUCCUAAGACAUGGAGUGGUUUCUCAUGGCUUGCUUUUACUGAUUUGUGGGACUUCUUCAAGCUUGCCUUGGCUUCUGGUGUCAUGGUCCUAUUGGAAAAUGUCUAUUAUCGGUUGCUGGUUAUAGCGUCUGGGGAUGCUGGAAGCUCACAUGUUGCUGUUGAUGCUCUCUCUAUAUGUGUGACUCUGUUUGGCUGGGAGUCUAUGGUUCCUCUUGGAAUACUUGCUGCCACUGGCGUUCGAGUAGCCAUUGAGUUGGGAGCAGGAAAUGUCAGUGGUGCCAAGUUUGCAGCCAAAGUGUGUAUGCUGACAUCGUUAAUCAUAGGACUGAUAUUCUCCUCACUGGUGUUAGCUAUCCCAGACAAACUAGCAAUGAUUUUCACACCUAAUUCAUCCGUGAUUUCUGUUGUCUGCAAGUUAGCAUAUCUGCUGGCUCCCACCAUUUUCCUGAAUAGCAUCCCUCCAGUUCUUUUAGGCAUAGCAGUUGGAUCAGGUUGGCAAGCGUUGGCAGCAUAUAUAAACAUCGGGAGCUAUUACUUGGUGGGCUUCCCUCUUGGGAUUUUUAUAGGACGGGUGCUUAACUUUGGAUACAUGGGAAUUUGGGCUGGAAUGCUUGGUGGGAGUGUGAUACAGAUAUUGCUUCUGGCCAUCGUUGCAGUCAAAUAUGGAUGGGAAAAGGAGGUUCAGAAAGCUCGCGGCAAACACACUUUUAUGGAUAAAGCUGUAGAUGACUAGACAUUUUGAUCUGCUCAAUGUGUUUUGUUAUCCAUCUUAGGUGGCAGGUGCCAUGGUUUGGCCUAUGACUUUGACUAUUUUUAAAAGUCAUGCAGAACUGAAGCAAAACCGAUCUUGCUGUUAGGAUGAUUAAAUAUUUAAAUGAUUGCUACACUCAAAUUCUUACUUAGACAAUACGGGUACUAGUUAUACAUCUGCAUUAGCAUUCAUUUCCUUCCAAUUGUAAAUUGUAACUGGUUUUAUUUUUUGUUUCUUAAAAUUAUUGAUACUGUUGUAAUACAGAGUAUAGUUAUGGGAAAAUUGUAAAAAAAAAAAAGCCCUCCAUAACCUUCUUUUAUCCUUCCAUGAACUAGUUCUGUAUAA